UGGUAAAAAUAUGUGCUCUUUUCAUUUUUCAGUUCCACACACUCUUGGAUGCAUGUAUGACCCAUGCAAUUUUUCACUGAUAUAAUCCACUCCACAUAGCUAGCCACAUUUUGUAGGAUAUGAGUGGAAAAUGAAAGUUAAUGUAAUUAGGAAUAGUAGUAUGAAGUUUAGUUGGAGUACAGAAGAUGAAGAUGCGCAAAACCAAGAUAUAAUAAUUGAUUAUUUACUUUUAUUUUCUUGGGUGCAGGUGGAGGUUCAAUUUGGAACCAUUGUCUGGCCCACAAGCACACAAUUCUGUACCGCCUGGAAUUCAAUUGAUGGCUACUGGUAAUGGAGAUCCAAUGGCAAGUGCACAUACUGCCAUCAACAUUCACUCGAUACAUUCGCAUCGUUUUCUAGAAAACAACAAUAGAGAGCUAUACCUUAAUACAUGUGUGCCACUCUCUAAGUAUGCACUAAAAGGCAAUUGGGAAGCUGCUGAACGAAUCUUGAAGGAGGAUCCGAGUCUUUUGACUUCUAGCAUAACAAGAGGGGAGGACACUGUCCUUCACAUUGCAGCAGGAGCAAGACAUGUUCGCUUUGUGGAGAAGCUGGUCGAAAUGAUGGAAGAACUGAAUGGAAACGAGACAUGUUCACAAAACUUGGCACUGAAAGACAUGAAUGGAAACACUGCCUUCAGCAUUGCAGCUGCAGCUGGAAGUAUUGAAAUUGCAGAGAUUUUGAUCAAGAAGAAUAAGGAUUUGCCAAUAAUUCGAGGUGGUGAAGGAAUGACACCACUCUAUAUGGCUGCCUUGUUGGGACAGUCUGUAAUGGCAGAUAACCUGUACUCUGGAACCAAGGAAAUGUUGGAGGAAUUCGACCGCCAAGCGUUGUUUUUUACUUGUAUCGAUAAUGAUCUAGCUUUGAAGAUUCUAAGAAGUGACAGAGCAUUAGCUAAGGCUUGUAAUGCAAAAGAGGAAACAGCUUUGCAUAUCUUGGCUAGAACGCCUUCAGACUUCACCAGCCAAAGUCCAGGAACGUGGAGUAGACUCAUCAACUCAUUUAUCCCAGAUUGGAAUUUCUCAUACAAUAGAAACUUGAAACAAGUCAAUGAAGCCCUUCAACUAGUCCAAUGCCUUUGGACAGAAAUCUUGAGAAAUGAUCAUGACGAUGUGAUGAGACUAAUCAAACAUCCUUCAAGAUUACUGUUCGACGCUACAAAAUUAGGAAAUUAUGAGUUCCUGGCAGUGCUCAUUAACUCUUAUCCUGACUUAAUAUGGGAACUUGAUGACAAAAAUCGGAGUAUAAUCCAUGUUGCUGUUUUGCAUCGUCAUGCAAGUAUCUUCAAUUUAGUGCAUGAGAUAGGUUCCAUCAAGGAUAUCAUAGUGACAUUUACUGAUGAUGAAGAGAGUAAUAACAUUUUACAUAUGGCUGCAAAAUUAGCACCUCCAAAUCAACUCAACCUUGUAUCAGGAGCAGCUCUUCAAAUGCAGCGAGAGUUGGUAUGGUUUGAGGAAGUGAAAAAGAUUGUACAACCUAACUCCAUAGAGAUGAAAAACAAGAAAGGAAAAACACCACGAGAAUUGUUCACAAGUGAGCAUGAAGGGUUGUUACACAAAGGAGAAGCAUGGAUGAAGGACACUGCAAGUUCAUGCAUGAUUGUUGCGGCUCUUAUCGCAGCUGUUGUGUUUUCAGCUGCAUUUAGCGUACCUGGUGGUACAUCUGAUAAUACAGGACAGCCAAACUUUCUAAAAGAGACUGCUUUCCUAUUCUUUGCCAUAGCAGAUGGAGUAGCACUCGUUUCCUCUUCAACUUCAAUACUGAUGUUCUUGUUCAUCCUCACAUCGCGUUACGCUGAAGGUGAUUUCCUCAAAUCGUUACCGUUGAAGUUGAUGAUAGGACUCGCAUCACUUUUCAUAUCUAUAGCAUCCAUGAUGGUAGCUUUUAGCGCAACCUUCUAUUUAGACUGUCACUAUGGAUUAGGAUGGGUCCCAAAUCUUAUAUUUGUAUUUGCAUUUGUCCCGGUUGCUUUGUUUGCUUUUCUGCAGUUUCCUCUCUUGUCUGAUAUGUUUUCUUCAACAUAUUGUUCAAGUCUUUUAUUUCAGCCAUGGAAACAUAUGAUCGAGUGAUCGAUUAGAAAGUCAAGGCUGUAUUGUUGUACAUAUAAUAGAGAUCGAAGUGGAGUUGUUUUA
This is a messenger RNA of Rosa rugosa (rugosa rose), 2171 nucleotides long. Its product is annotated as ankyrin repeat-containing protein ITN1-like. Bases 318 to 2108 code for a protein of 596 amino acids. Lineage: Eukaryota; Viridiplantae; Streptophyta; Magnoliopsida; Rosales; Rosaceae. The record is from RefSeq and is a predicted model, not a curated record. Gene Ontology annotation, molecular function: protein binding. The transcript is spliced from 5 exons.